GGGCGGCGAGACAGGCAGAGGAGGGUGUCUCCAGACGCAGCCAAUCGCGAGCCCCGGCGCUCGCUCCCACCCCCUGCUCUGCAGCCCGCGCCGGCCGCGCAGGGAGUGACCCAGCAGCCCGCGCUAGCCUCGGCCAUGCCGUUCCUGGAGCUGGAGACCAGCCUCCCGGCCGCUCAGCUGCCCCAGGGCUUAGCCGGCAAGCUGUGCGCGGCCGCUGCGGCUAUCCUGAGCAAGCCCGAGGAGAGGAUAAACGUCACGGUGAAGAGCGACUUGUCCAUGGUGGUUGGAGGCUCCGCAGCGCCCUGCGCUCAGCUGUUCGUCUCAUCCAUUGCAGUGGUGGGAACUGCGGAGCAGAACAGAGGGCACAGUGCCAAGUUCUUUGAGUUCCUUACCAAGGAGCUGGGGCUCGGUGCAGACAGGAUUGUUAUCCGUUUUUAUCCACUGGAACCUUGGCAGAUUGGCAAGAAAGGAACUGUCAUGACUUUCUUAUGAUCUCUUCAAGAAACCCAUUAAAAAGAAACCCUUGUGGAGGGCACAACCCAAGGAUGGCCAGCUCUACCUGUUUAUUUCUAUGCAAGAUCUGAUAUGUAUCCUUCUGCACCUCCACUCAUAUAGUUCCUUUCUGUUUCUGCUUCCUAUGUGCACACAUCUCCAAAGCGGGGCUUACCAGCCAAACUCUUUGACAGUAACAGUUGGAGGUCUUUGUCUCACACCUGUCUUGUGGCCCAGAGACAAUGCAGUUACCUAUGAUCUCAAACAAAACUUGAAUUGUGAGCUUUGUUUAGCUGGAAGUUUGUUUUGUCAGCAGCAGCGUCAUGAUGGCCUUCCUUAUUUGGAUCCAGUUAAUCCAAGUUCUGUAGUCUUUUCCUUUAGCAAUGAACAGUUCUUUCUUUCUGUUGCGUGACUGGCAUCAUUGAUAACUGACAGGGGAGGUUCUCCAGUUUUGUUCAGCCCGAGGGCCGCUUUGCAAGAGAAAGACAGAUCCUGUCAUGUGCCAGCCUUUCCUCUUCCUUGUGAAAUUCUGUUCUAGGAGUCCCUGGGCCAUAGCUUGAGACUUUAUGGGGUUAACUUCACCACCAGAUAGAAUGCUGACUGGGACCAUGUCCCUGUAGACUUUUCUACACCAGAAGUCACUAAAAGUUGCUUAUUAGUCUGGCAAUAGGCACUAAACUAAUUCAUAGAAGUUAGCCUACUCGCUGCCAGUGGAGGGCAGAGAGAGUCAAGGGGACCUGAGAUCUUUCACUUCCAACUUUUGUGACCAUAUCUUCCAUGCUAAACCUCCUACCCCACCCCCAUUUCUGGGAAGAGAGAAUAUUGGUCUGAGGGAAGAAUCUUUUAACUUGUAUGGGGUGGCUGGGCUAGGGCUCCUUUCUAAUCUCCUGCUCUGAGCUCUGCUUCACUAGGAUCAUUUGCUUGCACUGGUGGAUGUUCCCAUGUUCAGUCUAUAGACUCCUGUAGUUUAAUAUCAAUGUGCAUAUUGUGCAAUGGGGUAUGUGUGGAAGAGGGCUACUUAUUGCAGAAUCAUUUCAUACCCUAGGGUGUGGAGCCCAGGAAAUUGUUUUAGAAUCAUAGAAUAUCAUGGUUGGAAGGGACCUCAGAAGGUCAUCUAGUCCAACCCCCUGCUCAAAGCAGGACCAAUCCCCCAUCUACCAGAUCCCUAAAUGGCCCCCUCAAGGAUUGAACUCACAACCCUGGGUUUAGCAGGCCAAAGCUCAUUUUGCUGGUUCUGGUAAUUGGUUUCAAUUCCUGUAACUUGCCUCCUUGUUCACAGUACUUUUCCUCAACCCUCUCACUACAGUGAGCAAUAUCAGAACACUUUUUAUUUUACAAAUGCUUUCAAUGUUCUGUGGGUGGUGGAGAGGAGCCAUGGCCUUGCUACAUCUGCUGUAAUGCCCAUUCUCUUAGUAGGGGAGUUUUCCCCUUGGCACCCUUCUAGUUGGUCACUUUAUAACUGGAUUAUACACAAUAUUUUAUUACAAAAAUCCCCUCAACCCCCCUAGUUAUCGUCUAUGGGAUUUUCUUACUUUUGCAUUUCACUCAGCAGAGAUAAUGAAGAUAGAGUUGUCAGUUUCAUUUUCAUUUGUAGUCACUUUUUAAGGUCCAAAUCCUGCAAACAUUUAGGCAUAUGAAUAGUUGCACUGAAUUCAUUGGGAUUACUCAUGUGAAUAAGUGUUUUGAGGGUCAGGAUUAAAUCUUUCAUUUUCUGGUUCUGAUGUACCACUACAGUGUUUAAUUGUCAGGUAUUUACAGCAUUGCAAGGGAAUAAUUACAUUUAAAAAUGAACUAAUUUCCUCUUUCAUUGCUCACAGAAUACUUUUUAUUCCAUUAGGUUUUGUAAUUUUUUUUAAACACAAUAAAAAACUGUGGGUGUCAA
Caretta caretta (loggerhead turtle) is the source of this 2374-nucleotide messenger RNA. Its product is annotated as D-dopachrome decarboxylase. Lineage: Eukaryota; Metazoa; Chordata; Testudines; Cheloniidae. Gene Ontology annotation, molecular function: phenylpyruvate tautomerase activity. The record is from RefSeq and is a predicted model, not a curated record.